Messenger RNA from Nerophis lumbriciformis (worm pipefish), 2197 nucleotides. RefSeq names its product EEF1A lysine methyltransferase 3-like. Lineage: Eukaryota; Metazoa; Chordata; Actinopteri; Syngnathiformes; Syngnathidae. Gene Ontology annotation, cellular component: protein-containing complex; cytosol. The record is from RefSeq and is a predicted model, not a curated record.
UUUGAUGCUGGCGGACCCGGAAAUGGACUUGGAACUUUUCAGCGAGCGAUUGAUUCCAAACAUUUUGUUUGCCUCCAUUCAUGAAUCACCAUGAAUUAUUUUGGCGACGCCUUUCCAGCGGACACCUGCUUGUUCGCCGACACAUUUCCUGAAGACACAGUUUACAAGUUAAUGGGCCAGGAGCUGACGAUCACGCAGCAUUUUGGUGCCAACCUCGGCGUGGCGGCUCCAGUGUGGGAAGCAGCGCUACAUCUCUGUCACUACUUCGAGGAGCAUCGUAUGGAGUGGCGUGGGAAACGUGUCGUCGAACUGGGAGCGGGGACUGGUGUGGUUGGAAUUGUGGCUGCUCGCCUAGGUGCAGACGUGACCCUCACAGACCUGCCAGCAACUGUGCCACAGCUGCAAGACAACAUCUGGGCCAACAUGCCGUCCAGCGGGUGGCCUUCCUCCCCGCCCGCCGCCCUCUCCCUGCGCUGGGGCCAGGACCACAGGAAGUUCCCCUCGGACUGGGACUUGGUGCUGGGCGCAGACAUCGUGUACCUGCCCGAGACGUACCCGCUGCUGAUGGACACCUUGGUGCACCUGUGCAAGAACAAGGCACAGCUUUAUAUGUCUUCCAAAAUGCGAAAGGAGCACGAGACGCCGCGCUUCUUUGAGGAACUUCUCCCAGAGAGGUUCGACGUGCAGCUCGUGCACCGCGACCACAACCAGAACAUCAACAUUUACAGAGCAGCUCUGAACAAGGAGCACUAGUUGAAGGAGUCACUUCCGGGUUUUAAACUUCAGGAACCUUUUUGUAUCAAUUUUAACAUUCCCUUUUUAUUUUUUUACCAGGUGUCUUCACACCAACCAUGUGGAAAACUGCACAGUCACUCACUUUUUGGAUUCCUAAACAGUGUGUGUGUAUAUAUAUAUAAAUAUAUAUAUAUAUAUAUAUAUACACACAUUAUAUAUACAUAUAUAUACAAGAGUUGUAGUAAUUAUUGGAAACUCAAGACAGCCAUGACAUUAUGUUCUUUACAAGUGUAUGUAAACUUUUGACCACAACUAUAUAUAUAUAUAUAUAUAUAUAUAUAUAUAUAUAUAUAUAUAUAUUAGGGCUAUGAAUCUUUGGGUGUCCCACGAUUCGAUUCAAUUUCGAUUCUUGGAGUCACGAUUCGAUUCAAAAUCGAUUUUUUUUUUUUUUCAAUUCAACACGAUUCUCGAUUCAAAAGGAUUCUCUAUUCAUUCAAUACAUAGGAUUUCAGCAGGAUCUACCCCAGUCUGCUGACAUGCAAGCAGAGUAGUAGAUUUUUGUACAAAGCUUUUAUAAUUGUAAAAGACAAUGUUUUAUUAACUGAUUGCAAUAAUGUAAAUUUGUUUUAACUAUUAAAUGAACCAAAAAUAUGACUUAUUUUAUCUUUGUGAAAAUAUUGGACACUGUGUGUUGUCAAGCUUAUGAGAUGCAAUGCAAGUGUAAGCCACUGUGACACUAUUGUUCAUUUAUUUUUAUUUUUAUAAAUGUCUAAUGAUAAUGUCAAUGAAGGGUUUUUAAUCACUGCUAUGUUGAAAUUGUAACUAAUAUUGAUACUGUUGUUGAUAAUAUUCAUUUUUGUUUCACUACUUUUGGUUUGUUCUGUGUCGUGUUUGUGUCUCCUCUCAAUUGCUCUGUUUAUUGCAGUUCUGAGUGUUGCUGGGUCGGGUUUGGUUUUGGAAUUGGAUUGCAUUGUUAUGGUAUUGCUGUGUAUUGUUUUGUUGGAUUGAUUAAUUUUAAAAAAAAUAAAAAAGUUAAAUAAAAAAAAUCGAUUUUAAAAAAAAGAGAAUCAAUUCUGAAUCGCACAACGUGAGAAUCGCGAUUCGAAUUUGAAUCGAUUUUUUCCCACACCCCUAGCGUUUAUCAUAACUCUCUCGCUCUCUCUGUCUCUGCCCCUCCCUCACGAAUGCUGCGCGCACAAUUUGUUUUGUUUUUAACCCCUUUUUGACCCUGAACGUACAUUGAAAAUACACGCAACCCUAACUCAAAAUGCCGGACAUUUGAGGCAUUUAAAAAACUCCGCCCUGACAGCUCCGCAAAAGAGGACGUAUGGUCAGUCUAUCGUAGCCAGUUAGCUGCUAGCAUGCCGUGUGUUGUGCCUUGGUAUGCAUUGUUUACACAACAUGCGUUACGCUACUUAAUAUGUCCAUGUGGAAAAUCUUUUGGUACACCUCCGAACUGAAC